Eublepharis macularius is the source of this 4471-nucleotide messenger RNA. RefSeq names its product elongator acetyltransferase complex subunit 1 (gene ELP1). Gene Ontology annotation, molecular function: tRNA binding. Gene Ontology annotation, biological process: tRNA wobble base 5-methoxycarbonylmethyl-2-thiouridinylation. Bases 102 to 4094 code for a protein of 1330 amino acids. The record is from RefSeq and is a predicted model, not a curated record. The transcript has 37 exons. NCBI's taxonomy places the organism in Eukaryota, Metazoa, Chordata, Lepidosauria, Squamata, Eublepharidae. Gene Ontology annotation, cellular component: elongator holoenzyme complex; cytosol.
GCUUGCCUCGCCCGCACGGUGCCUUGAACAUGGCAGGCGCGCAGAGGCGGCCUUGAGGAGCUGCGCCUGACGCCUCCUGGGUUGUUUGUACUGAGGUCAUCAUGAGAAAUCUAAAAUUAUUGAGGACACGGGAAUGCCAGCUUGGCCAGGCUCUUGGAACUCCACAGGGUUUCUCCCUUCGCGUGGACCGUGGGACGUUAUUAAUCGGCUUAGAGCACGGAAUUGCUGAACUGGAUCCUGUCACGCAGGAGGUCACAAAUGAAAUUUCUCUGACAGCAGAGGGGUUUCUGCCAGAAGAUGGAAGUGGACACAUUGUGGGCAUUGAGGAUUUACCUGACCAAGAAUCUGUCUGUGUGGCUACAGCCACGGGAGAUGUUAUCCUCUGCCACCUGAACACAAACCAGCUGGAGUGUGUUGGGAGCGUGGACAGCGGCCUAACAGCGAUGAGCUGGAGUCCAGACCAAGAGCUUGUUCUCUUGGUGACAGGUCAGCAAACGCUCAUCCUGAUGACGAGGGACUUUGAGCCCAUUAUGGAAAGUCAGCUCCACCAAGAUGACUUUGGAGAAGGGAAGUUUAUUACUGUUGGUUGGGGCAAAAAGGAGACACAGUUCCAUGGAUCGGCAGGCAAGCAGGCUGCUCAUGCAAAGCCAAUGGAAGUCCCACCUGCUUUGUCAUGGGAUGAUCACAGACCUCGCAUCACCUGGAGAGGAGAUGGACAGUAUUUUGCAGUGAGCGCUGUUUGCCCAGAGACAGGGGCUCGGAAAGUCCGAGUGUGGAGCCGAGAAUUCGUGUUGCAGUCUACAAGUGAGCCUGUCCCUGGACUAGAACAAGCGCUUGCCUGGAAGCCCUCUGGGAGCUUGAUCGCAUCCUCACAAGAAAAAGCCAACAAGCAUGAUGUGGUAUUCUUUGAAAAAAACGGACUCCUCCACGGUGAAUUCACGCUUCCCUUUCAGAAAGGCCAAGUCAAGGUGAACGAGCUACUGUGGAAUUCAGACUCAAUGGUAUUAGCUGUAUGGCUGGAAGAGUUGAAAAAUGAGACUAGCUCACACCCAAAAACAUACGUUCAACUGUGGACCACAGGAAACUAUCAUUGGUACCUGAAGCAAAGCCUGCAUUUUGGUAGCUCAGAGGACAGCAGGGUCGUAUCCCUGGCAUGGGAUCCAGAAAUUCCCUAUCGGCUUCACGUCCUUUGUCGCCAGUGGCUGUACUUCUGCUAUGACUGGCAGUGGAGUACAGACCGCAGCACUGGGGAGGGGGCCGAUGACUCGGCGGUGGUGGCAGUUGUUGAUGGGGACAAAGUGCUCUUGACGGCUUUUCGGCAUGCUGUGAUCCCCCCACCUCUUUGUACGUACCAGCUGCAGCUUCCCUGUGCUGUCGAUCAAGUGGCCUUCCCUAUGGAGCCUUCUAGAUGCGGCGAUCUUGCUGUCCUAGAUGUGAGCCACAGGCUCUCUGUUUAUAGAUCCAAUGGUUGUGCCGAUAAAGACCCUGCUACAGAGAAGAAUGACACCAUGAGUGGAAGUGGAUUUAAAGACCCCAUCAGAGUCCCUCAGCUGGAAAAGUCCUACAGAAUCAACCCCAGUGACAAGGAAGAGAGAAAUCCACUGUGGCUGAGCCAUCUCACCUGGGUGCAAGAUGCCUUGUUCCUUGCUGUUAGCCAGGGGCAUCGCCCGGCUCAUACACGCAUUCACCAUCUGAAGCUAUCCUCAGCAGAAGAAGCAUCUAUUGAUAUCAGCUCACUUGUGACUGUGAGUGGGGACAUCAUUGGCCUGUGUUGCAACCCAAAGACCAAGGUGGUGGCUCUGCAGCUCUCCGAUGGUCAAGUGUUGAAGUACCUCUGGGCAUCUGAAACACCAGCUGUUGUUCCUUGGCUCAGCAGCAGUGGCCUGGCUGUCCGCUUUCCCUCUCCGUGUGUGCAGAUCGCUCAGGCUGUGAUUGUCGGACAAGAAACUAUCUUUGGCCUGACUGACAGAUGCCGCUUUUUCAUUAAUGACGUCAAGGCUGCUUCAAAUGUCACAUCUUUCAUCAUUCAUGAUGAGUUUCUGUUGGUGACCACCCAUUCUCACACCUGUCGGUGUUUGCCUCUGAGGAACACAUCCCUGAAAGCUCUGCAAGCAGCUUUGGGCAGUGCAUCCGUCCCUGACAGCGAGACCCUGCGCAAGAUAGAGAGAGGAUCCCGGAUAGUCACGACUGUGCCACAGGAUACCAAGCUAAUAUUGCAGGUACCAAGAGGAAACUUGGAAACGAUUCAUCAUCGGGCUCUUGUCUUGGCCCAAGUUCGGAAAUGGCUGGACAGGAUUCAGUUUAAAGAAGCUUUUGAAUGUAUGAGGAAGCUGCGAAUCAAUCUAAAUCUCCUUUAUGACCACAAUCCAAAGGUUUUCCUGGACAACGUGGAAACAUUCAUCAAACAGAUAGAGUCCGUGAAUUAUAUCAACCUGUUUCUCACAGAGUUGAAAGAAGAAGACAUCACGAAGACUAUGUACCCACCUCUAGAGCCCAGCAGCGCCCCCGAGCAGCUUCGUUCCGAUUGUAAAAAAGUCAACAUCAUCUGUGAUACAAUGAGAACAGCCAUGGAGAACGUCAAUGCUUCUAAAUACUGUUUAUCCAUACUGACCUCACAUGUGAAAAAGAGCCCUCCGGAAUUGGAAAUUGCUCUGCAGAGGAUUCGUGAGCUUCGAGAGCGGGCGCCUGCAAAUGGUGGAUUCACCAGUGUGGAAGAGGCGUUGAAGUACCUGUUGUACCUGGUGGAUGUUGGUGAAUUGUACGAUCAUUCUCUGGGGACGUACGACUUUGAUUUAGUUGUCAUGGUAGCUGAGAAGUCUCAAAAGGAUCCUAAGGAAUAUCUCCCAUUUUUAAACCAACUAAAGAAAAUGGAAAGUAAUUACCAGAGAUACUGUAUAGACAAACAUUUAAAGAGAUACCCGAAGGCUCUUGGUCACCUCAGUAAAUGUGGGGCGGAGCAUUUCCCAGAGUUCCUGAACUUGGUGAAGGACCAGAGUUUAUAUAAGGAAGCCCUGAAGCUGUACCUGCCGGACACUCAGGAGUACAAGACCCUCAGUGAUGCCUACGGAGAGUAUUUGAUCGAGAAGCACCUCCCUGAAGAAGCGGGGCUGAUCUUCUUCCGCUGCGGUGCGUUUCAGAAAGCGCUGGGUGCCUAUCUGAUCAGUGGGAACUGGAAGCAGGCCCUCUGUACGGCAGCUGCGCUUCAUUACACAGAAGAUCAGCUGGCUGGUCUGGCAAGGAACCUAGCAGGGAAAUGUAUUGAGAAAAGAAAGUUUGGUGACGCAGCAGUACUCCUGGAACAAUACGCCAAGGAUUACGAAGAAGCCGUUCUCAUCCUCUUGGAAGGGGCUGCCUGGGAGGAAGCUUUGAGAUUAAUUUACCGAUACAACAGAACUGACAUUGUGGAGACCAACGUCAAGCCAUCUCUGCUAGAAGCCCAAAUAAAUCAUUUGGAGUUCUUGGAGGCUCAGAAGGUGGCAUUUUCUCACCACCAGAAGCGCCUUUCCGUGGUCCGGAAGCUGAAGGAGCAAGCCCAAAACGAACAGCAGGACCUGGAAGCCCCGCACUGCCCCGAGUCAGACCUCUUUUCUGAUGCCAGCAGCGUGGUGACGACUGCCAGCGAAGCAAGUUCCAAGUAUUCCCACAGUAACUCAAGAAUAUCUGCACGUUCUUCAAAAAACCGUCGCAAGGCGGAACGCAAGAAGCACAGCCUGAAGGAAGGGAGCCCCCUGGAAGACGUUGCCCUUUUGGAGGCUUUAGGGGAAGUCGUCCGGAGUGUCGACAGUCUAAAAGGUGAGGUGCACAGCCUUCUGAAGUAUUUAGUUCUCUUUGGCUAUGAUGGACACGCCCAGGAAUUGCAGCAAUCCUUUCAGGAAACCCUUCACUUGUUGGAGCACUCCUUCCCUGAAAUUUGGAGUUCAGAUGUGCAAGUGUUCCCAGCUAAUCCAGUUUUGGGCCCCGACUCAACGGCCAAUAGCAUUACAGCUGUUUACAACCAACAGAAGUGGGUGGCUCCUGCAGUACAAGAGCCUGAAUUAUUUGUACCUCCCAAACUCAACAAAAACAUCCAGUGGAAACUGAACCUUCUGCAGUAAUCCCAGCUCCACAGCUCUUGGUAAACUUGACUGUAUUUAAGCGUGUCACCAACACACACAUGCAGCAAUCGGUCAUGUGUGCUGAAGUGGUUAACAGCAGGACAGAGAAAAGCAAGUGGAUGUUUCUUUCAGGAUAUCUGACGGCGGACUUCCUCCUAAUCAUCGCUCCACUGCACUGUUUGGUUGUAUUCCCGGGAUACGCAGGUGCAGCUCUUCAGCUUAAGCUCAGCAAGCUAAACCAGCCGUUUCGGUUCCUUGAUAUUGUUUCAUUAUGUUGUCCCAGUAUGCAUUGUGGAUACUUGGUCCCUUUUUUUUUCAGGCUGAAAAUACAAUUCAAAAAAAUAUUAAAACAGGUCUACCAAAUUAAUAGCACUUAA